This is a messenger RNA of Chilo suppressalis (striped riceborer), 2406 nucleotides long. The record is from the annotation of a GenBank genome assembly. NCBI's taxonomy places the organism in Eukaryota, Metazoa, Arthropoda, Insecta, Lepidoptera, Crambidae.
UGUUUGUUGUAGGGUUCUCACCCCGACAGCCUGUACCGCGUGGCGUCGCACGGCGGGUCGGGCGGCGGAAAGGUGGCGCGUGUCCUGCGGGUGUUGCGGUGGCCGACGGCACUGCUGCUCGUCUGCAUCUCACUCUCGGUCUUUGUCUACUUCCUCAUGCCAGAUAACAUAAACACAGGCAUGGAUUCAGCAAACGGCACAUAUUGGGACCCAGUGGCUGCCAGCGCGGGAGCACAAACCUACAAAGGAGUGGGCAGAUCAGAAGAAAAGCCUAAACUGAAGAAUUUCACGCAACCACAAAGUACGAAAACGACCGAAAUUGAUUUCUACGAUGCUGACACUGAAAGAACACAUGAAACACAAUCAAACGUGAUAUCAGCUACUCAAUCUAGUGCAACAAAUAAGUUACCUGCCCAACCAGUAUUCCCUGAUCAUCUCACACCAGAAGUACAAUACGGAAAUGAAAAAGCUGAUUCUGAUAAAUUAAGAAACGCCAAAAUGAUUGAAGAAUCUAAUGAUGUACCAGAUGACUCUACGUUGAAGCCACACAUAACCCAGAAACCGGAGAAACCAUUGCAAAUUUUCUUUAAAGAUGGCAACGGUGUUACUACAACCACAAGUACAGAGACCAUAGUUAAAGCGGAAACGCUUAAUGACUUGACAAAUUACGGGGAAAAGUUCACUACGAAGAGAACAGGAAGUCCCGCCUUCAAACCGCAACCGCCAGCGUACAGGCAAUAUUAUGUCUUUUCGGAUAUCAGUAGAAAGACAACACCACAAGUUUAUCAACAUGAUCCAGAAGUUCCAUCAAAGAACCAAGAGUUUUAUCCACCAAGACGGCCUGCUAAUGUGGACAUCAGUUUCACUUCAGGUCAUUCUAAACUUUUUGGUAUAUCCAUUGAAGAUGCAGAGAAGAUGAAGUCGACUACUCAAACCUCAACAUAUAACACUAGGGUGUCGCCCACACUUCCGACGUGGCGAGAUGGCGAUGACUCUACUACGAAAAAGUACCCAGUCAAUAUUAAUUACGACGUACCUCAAUGUGGGUCGACGAGGCUGGCUUUCUGUCGCGGCGUGCUGCCUUACGACCUGGCUGGGCCCUCUGCGAUUGUCAACGGCGUGGAACUGCUGCAGCUGCUGCCACAAGUGGAAUACUUGGUCGCCACCAACUGCAGCGAGCGUGUUCGCCAGUUCAUGUGCGCACUACUGGAGCCCGAAUGCAAUCCGCCUCCGUACCCUCCCAAAAUGCCGUGCUACAACCUUUGUAAAACAAUAACUGAUAGCUGUGAGGGGCUAAUUCCGCGUGAACUGUCUGCUGCGUUCAACUGCAACCAAUACUCUUCAUCGAACUGCGUGGCAGCUAAGAGUCCGUGCUAUCAGCGCGAGUUCCAAUGUGGAGAUGGCUCUUGUGUGCCUAGAGACUGGAUCUGCGACGGUGCUCAGGACUGCGCUAAUGGGGAAGACGAGGCUAAAUGUGUUAUUUGCGAACCGAAUGAGUACCGAUGCGAAUCCGGAGGAUGCAUCCAAAGCCGAUGGAUGUGCGACGGUUAUUCAGACUGCCCGAACGGCGAGGACGAGUUACCUACAGUGUGCGAGGCGCACGGUGGCGCCCGCGCCGAGUCGCACCCCGCGGAGCCCGGUGAAGAGUCCGCCGGCUCUGCACCCGCGCCCGCUGUGAGGAAACCUAACCAGCCGCAACCGUCUAGAAGCGGAAGAUUCAGGAAUCAAAAGAUAGGAGAUAAUGACAGCAGCAAGGAGCUCCUCGUCACAAGUGAUAGUAGCAACGCUCUAAGAAGAAAUUUCACACGUCGUCCAUCUUUGUCCCGGCUAACACCUUACACUCGACCUGCUCUAAAAGAACCAAAAGUUAAACCACAAGAACCCCCUAAGGAAGAAAACGAAGAAAACUCUACAGUAAUCCUGCAUGUCGAGAGAAAGAAACCGACUAACCUUACACCAAAACCAGAGUCCGUAGAAGAUGUGAACAUUGGUGAUCUUGGGUUCUUUGAGGACGCAGAGAAGGAAGUCGCAAACACUGAGAAACCUGAUAGUUCACCACAGCAACCAAAUACUUUUGCUGGAGUACCAACAGUACCGGAUCCAGACCUAACGCAUCUGGAUUCCACUAUUAACAAACUGGAAAAAGUUAUUGACGGAGCAUCCCUGUUGAGGAAAGCUGUGGCCCAACAAGAAAUUCAGGAUUCCCCGGAAUCGAAUAAUACUACAGUGGAGAAGGAGGAAUUUUCUGCACCAGUUUUCUCACCGGGAUCUGUGAGUGCGCACGCAUCACCGUGCCCCAGUGGUGAAUUACGGUGUGUUGACGGCCGUUGUAUCACCCUUGCACAACUCUGCGACGGAACCAUCGACUGCACUGAUCACGCCGACGAAGACAACUGCUACGCGUAG